Messenger RNA from Penicillium lagena, 2631 nucleotides. RefSeq names its product RING finger protein. The transcript has 5 exons. Lineage: Eukaryota; Fungi; Ascomycota; Eurotiomycetes; Eurotiales; Aspergillaceae. Bases 1 to 2631 code for a protein of 876 amino acids. The record is from RefSeq and is a predicted model, not a curated record.
AUGGCCGCGGCGGAUGCGCCGGUUGGCCUGAUGGACAUUGCCACCACCCUAGCGCCGGCCGAGAUUCCCUUCAAGCUGCGAUGCGCCAUCUGCAGCAACCUCGCCCUGAACGCUUUCCGUCUGCCGUGCUGUGACCAGUCCGUCUGCGAAAGCUGUAAGUGUUCAUUCCCUCGCAGAGCCCCCGAAGCAACCUCGGUCCUAGGCCAAGGGUCCCUCCACGAUACCUGUCCCGUCUGCGCGCACACGCCCGUCUCGGCGGACCUCUGCAAGCCCAACAAAGCUCUGCGGACCACGCUCAAGGCCUUCCUGCGCACCGAGGAGAAGAAGAGGGAAAGGGAUCGCCAGGCCACGGUCCCGCCGACGCCCGACACACCGCCAGACAGCGUCGCAGCUCCGCAACAGACGCCCACAGAGUCGAAGGCGACGGAGCCAGCCCCGAUCUCUACGACUCCGGAUGCGACCCAGCCCGGAAAGGCAAGCUCGGAAGAGACGUCGGCCGAUGCGGGGCCGGCUGGCACGACGACCGAGAUCGAAGCAAAGACCGAGCCGAAGCCUGUGGACCAGCCCGAACUUGCAGCUGAUCAGCCGGUUACGUCUGUCCAAAAUGCCGAUGCGGGCAAUACCGCUGAAUCGAACAACUUUCCCGCCGAGGCAGAUGUGCCAAUCUACCACGAUGAUUCCGCCAUGGCUGGACCGCAGGGCUUCUCACAGCAACAAAAUCUCCAGUUUUUGCCCCAAAACAUGGGCUCCGGAGGCUUCCCCGGCAUGGGCUGGAACGGGAGCGCCAAUUUUGGCGCAAUGAAUCCAUACAUGGCCAAUGGCAUGUUCAACUUCCCCAACGCGAUGGGAAUGCCGAUGGCGAUGGACCCGAUGGCCGCAAAUCAGGGGAUGUUCGGUGAUUACGGAAUGAACAUGUCGGGCAUGAUGAACAUGGGGGUGAACUACAACGGGCAGGGCAUGUACGGAUCCUUAGGAUGGGAUGGCUCCCAGCAAAACAACAUGUGGCAUGGCGGCCAAGAUAAAUUCAAUCCAAAUGCUUUCGCAAAUGGCACGGGCCCUCCAUACGGAGCGGCAUUUGGCGGGUCUAAUAUGUCUCCUUACCCUUCUAACCCGGACUUCCAGGCGGGCUAUCAUGGGCAUGGUCGUGGUGGGUUUCGAGGCCGGGGCCGAGGCCACUUUGCUAAUGCCGGACGAGGUGGUUUCGGGGGAUCAGGCCCUUAUAUGCAAGGUGCCCACUCACCAGCGCUCCCCAGUCAGUCUCCCCCCAACGGUACCGCUCCAGGCGGGAACGAUGGGACCCAUACCGGCCCUGUAUCUAAUGAAAAUGCUGCCGCCGAGGAUUGCCAGGAAGGAGCUGCAGCAGCAGAGGGUCCGCCGGGCGAUCAGACUGACCAGCAGCUCCGGGGAAUUCCCACUAUUGACAGCUUCGAUCAACCAGUUUCAAUGAAGCCCGGUGCGUACGCGACCCCUAUGGGAUCUGGAUACGGGAGAGGUGGGUACAUGCGCGGACCUGGCCGCGGUGGGUUUCAUGGUGGUCCGAUGUCUGGACCCUAUCAGCCCACUAAUACGCCCGUGGAGCCUCGUGGCGUCGGUGUGGAAGGUGCCCCAGCUGCACCGCGAGCAAUGCGUCAAGGUCUUCCCAAUACCAGCGUAUUCCGACAGCGCGGCUUCCAAGUACAGGGCCUGGCCAGUAGUCACUCACGUGGACAGUCACAAGGGGCAAACUCGGAGACUCCUCGCGACAACGUCCAGUCGCCACCCCCCGCCAACGCCCCAUCUAAACCCGCGGGAUCUCGGUCUCAAUCACCCUCACAGACCCAGGUCCCUCGCUCUCCUUCUCCCAGUGUUCACGACCGAGACGAUGGUCGAGAUAGCGGACGUGAAAGAAACCCGGAGCGUAGUGGCCGGACUGGUCAAGAUCGGCCCUCCCGAUCCAGGUCCCCUAAAACUUCCCGCCGGUCCUCCCGGCGACGACACCACGAAAAUGACGGAGACGGAAAAAGCAAUCGUCGCCCUCACCACUCUCGUCGUCAUCGCAGCCGAACAGGCAGUCGCAGCCGCAGUCCAAGCCGCAAUGGAGACUGUCACCAUGCGGAUCGGCUAGCCCGAAUCGCAGAAGAGCCAAAACCCAAUGGACGCAGCAAAGCACCAGCUUCAGAAAAGGGCGGACGUGAUCUCGCCAGUCGGAUCAGCACUGGUAUGCGAUCCCGUCACCGUGAGGAGGAGCGCGAGAGUGGCCGGGACCGGGAACGUCGUCGUCGGGACCGGAAGCGCGAUCGGGAUCGUGAUACCGAAGGCGAACCUCGUCGGGACCGUGAACGUGAAAAAGACCGCGUGCGGGAGUCCGAUCGAGAACGCCCCCGCGAGCGGGACCGCAAGAGAUCCCGUCGGGAUCGAUCUGAAUCGGCUAACGCAAGUGCUCAUCCCUCUCGAGAACAUGCCCGCCGCACCAAGCGCAGCCGCGCCAACGACGGCCAAGCUCAAGACAGUCUGAACGAUCCAGCCGAACCGCAAAAGGACCCGCCACACUGGAGCGCGAGGCGCGCAAUCGCGAGCGUCUUCUGCGUGAACAGCAGCGGCGUGAAAUGGCCAAAUCGGGUCGUCGAGACAGCCGGCCGGACCGCGUGCUGA